UCUGGUGAAUAGUGAGAAAUAAGAUGGGAAAAUACAAGUUCAAAAUUUCAGAUAUGAUCUCAAAUCCAUGGUUUCACAAGCUCAAAGACAUGACUAAGCAGUCUAAACCCAAAAGCAAACCUAUUUCUUCUUCAUUUUCCUCACACACUCAUAACAAGAAGAACCCCUCUUAUGCUCCUCCUCAGCAGUCUUCAACCUCUCAUUUUUCCAUCAGCUUAGUAGCUAAAAGUCCUCACCAUAACUCACCAAGAAACUCUCUUCACAGAAAAAGGAUGAGUGAAAGAAAGACACUUUACAAGCCAUCUCUUAAACCAAUCACUCCUUUAGGUUUUAACAAUAGCAAGAUCAACGGUCAAGAUUCAUCUCACUGUGCGUUUCCAGCUCUUGAAAAGUCCACAGAGUCUUCUGUGUAUAGUUUCUACCAAGAGGAAGACGAUGGAUUCGUUGAUCCUUCCAACUUCAAGGUGGACACAAAGAACAAAGCUUUCACCAAGUACAAGGCCAAAGGGUCUGGCUCCAUAGAGAAAGCUUGUCCUGCAAGUAACCUAACCAAGAAACCACUAAAAAGCCAUCUUUCUGUGAAGAUUAAUAAAGGGAAACAAGAAGAAGAUGAUGAAGCAUGCAGAGAGACGAAAUACAAAAAGCAAGUUUCUAGUGGAAGAAACUCUUCUGCAGGAAUAAACCUCAGAAGAGUAAACUCACCUAGAAUUCAACUCUCAGGCACGCGUAGAAGCACGUCGAGAUCAGAGAGCAGACAACUUGUUCUUGAGAGUUAUGCGGUGAUGAAGCGUUCCGUUGAUCCAAAGAAAGAUUUCAGAGAAUCAAUGGUGGAGAUGGUAGAAGAGAACAACAUCAGAGCUUCAAAAGACUUGGAGGAUCUUCUUGCGUGUUACCUUUCCUUGAAUGCAAAGGAGUAUCAUGAUCUUAUCAUCCAGGUUUUCGAGCAAAUAUGGCGUCAACUUACAAAACACAUGUGAAAAAAACCCUCUUAAUGUAACGUUAACAUUAGUAUUAGUAUCAUUCUGUCUUGUGAAAUCUCAGUUUUAUGUAUUUGUUUUCCUUAUUUCUCUUUUAAUCAAUGGAACCACAUAAU
Molecule: messenger RNA, 1093 nt
Organism: Brassica oleracea var. oleracea
Lineage: Eukaryota; Viridiplantae; Streptophyta; Magnoliopsida; Brassicales; Brassicaceae
Product: transcription repressor OFP2-like
Exons: 1
Coding region: 24-977 (317 amino acids)
Biological process (GO): negative regulation of DNA-templated transcription
Molecular function (GO): DNA binding
Source: RefSeq, a predicted model, not a curated record